UUCUGGUGGUUAGAGGCGUCACGUGAGGACGAUUUCCGAGCUGUUUGCGUUAGCGAGUGUGUCAGCUGUCAACUGUUGCGGUCGUUAGACCUCUCGACCUCUCCUCUUCGCUUCCUUAACGUCGCUAUUUAGCGUGGAACUUCUUGUCGUCGUUCACUUGCCGUCCGUCGUGCCUUCUGGCCAACAUUCUGUUCGUAUCGAGUUGAAACGUAAAGAAUGUCGUCGAGUGGCGCCAGUCCUUCUCCCGAUGCAUCGCUUGCAAGCCCAACACAAGAGCAUGCACAAGUGACCGAACUCGUCGUCCGUACUGUCAUCGAUCCUCGAGAAGAGGCAGACAAAGUUCGAUCGAAUGGUCCUGGUCUUCACCGAGGCGUUGUGGGAAAGCCUUGCUACUUCAGUGUCGACUACAGUCGCGCAGAAGGGGGAAAACUGGGAGUGUCGUUGGUGAGUCCGAGGCAAAUCGUGCAGAGGAGAGCUCAGUUGGUGCGUGCUCCUCCUGAAUCUGGAUAUCACUACAUGUUUACGCCUGUGUGUGGUGGAGACCACAUUGUCAAGGUCACAUACGCCGGCGAACACGUACCGGGCAGUCCCUUCCGCGUCCCCGUCGCCAAGACGAGUCCAACCGUACAGAAAAACCCGAUGUGGAUCAAGGCGGCCGCCAACGCCGCUGAAGUCAAAUGCUCAGGACCAGGUCUAACUGGUGGCAUCGUCGGUCGUCAAGCAACAUUCACGGUCGACACAAGAAGCGCCGGCGACGGAGAGCUCAGCAUCGACGUGCAGUACGACAAGUUUGUCGAGAACCUACCGAAAAUGAAAGCAUCGUUUGAGUUGAAUCCGGCCGACGGAUCAUACUUUGCAUCAUACACGACGCCCGAAGCUGGUCUCUAUCGGAUCAAUGUAAUGUAUGGUGGUCAACCGGUCCACGGCAGUCCAUUUCUGGCAAAAAUUGAACCUCGUUAGUGACGAACUGGACCGUCAUCACUAGUGAGUGACGUUUUGUGUGACUAUUUGUUAUAGAGUGAUGAGAUUCACGUAUAUGAGUUACUGGAUAGUAUCGAUUGGGGACACUGUAUUGAUUGGGGACGGUGUAGAUGAUUGAAAUUUUGGAGAGAAAAAAUUGUGUAUAAUUAUUGGCAUUCUUUAGUGCUAGAACAUUUGUGGCAUACUCAGUGUGGCAUAGAAAAAAUGCAGAAAUAUUACUAAAUAGUGAAA
Corticium candelabrum is the source of this 1212-nucleotide messenger RNA. RefSeq names its product filamin-C-like. Lineage: Eukaryota; Metazoa; Porifera; Homoscleromorpha; Homosclerophorida; Plakinidae. Gene Ontology annotation, molecular function: actin filament binding. The coding region runs from base 217 to 960 and encodes 247 amino acids. The record is from RefSeq and is a predicted model, not a curated record. The transcript is spliced from 3 exons. Gene Ontology annotation, biological process: actin cytoskeleton organization.